AUGAAGCGAUUGAGAAAAGGUCAACAUCCGUUGGGCACCACCACGAAAGAGGAUUCCGAUGAUGAGUAUGGUGGAGUUUUUGCAAGAAAUAAUAAUAAUACUAAUAAUACUGUGAACAGUACAACAACGAAAUUAAUUCCAUCAUCAGUGUUGCAGAAAAACAAACCAACCUCUUCAUCAGCAGCGAUGAAUCAUUUAAACAACCAAAAUGUAAAAACAGGAUCAUUACAACAAAAACUAAUGGCACCCUCAAAAAAGUAUGAAAGUACAUCAUCGGAGGAAUCUGAUUCUUCAGAAAAUGAUGACAGCGAUAUGGAAGAUCGCAGAGCAAGACUUCGGGCUCGACUCCUUCAAAAGCAAAAGGAGGAAGAAAAUAUUGGUAAUAACAACGGAACAUUGAACACUUUGGAUGCCAUGUUGCUUUCUGGAGCAUCAGGUAUAAAAAUUGAAAAUUCUAAACAAACACAAAUUGAACCUGUAGGAAACUUUAUUCGACCUCCACAACAAGAAAGUAGUGAGGAUGAAGAUUUGGAUUCUCUUGCAAGAGGAAAACGAGUGAAACCCAAUGAAUUCUCAAACAUUGAACCUAACAGAGAGAACGCAGAAGCUAAUCGAUCAUUACCUGCGGUCAAGCAAGAAAAAAUCGAAACUUCUCCUUCAACAGGUUUUUCCGCAAAUAAUAGAGCAAGUGCAUUUACAUCAGUGAAAAGAGAGUCAAGUAGCAGUGAUGAAAGCUCCAGCAGCGAAGAGGAGGAUAUAAGACCUGUAUUCAUUUCAAAAAAUCAAAGAAGUACUAUUAAAACUGAAGAGCAAUUGGAAGAGGAGGAAAAUCGACGACUAGAGCUUGAACGAAAGAAACAAGAACAAAAACGAGAAACAAGUGUUAAAAUGUUGGAAAAAGUUUUACAAGAUGAGGAGUUAAGCAAACGAAAAGUUGUCAAAGCUGACGAAGAAUUACUCAGUAUUGACGAUUCUGAUACGUUAGAUCCAGAAGCAGAAUUAAUGGCAUGGCUUGACAGAGAAUUCAAUAGAAUGAACAUUAUGAAAUCUCUUCGAGAAGAGGAGCAAAAAGAAGCUCAAAGAAAAGAAGAACAAUCUUCCCUAAAAGAACAUGCAAGAAAACAAGAGGAUGAGGAAAAGAAGAAGAUGCGAUUUGGUCAACGAUACUACCAUAAGGGUGCCUUUUUUAUGGAUAAUGAAGAGAUUGCUCAAAAAGCUGAGGCUGUUUAUAUGGAACCUGUGGGACGAGAUAUGGUUGAUUAUGAGUCCAUGCCAAAGUUUUACCAACGAAAAAAUCCGGGUAAAGCUCGACAAUCCAAGUAUACUCAUCUCAAAGACCAGGAUACAACAGAUUGGACGUCUCCCUGGUAUCAGAAAGAUCAAAAGUCAAAAAGGUGA
Molecule: messenger RNA, 1398 nt
Organism: Naegleria lovaniensis
Lineage: Eukaryota; Heterolobosea; Eutetramitea; Acrasida; Naegleriidae
Exons: 1
Coding region: 1-1398 (465 amino acids)
Biological process (GO): mRNA splicing, via spliceosome
Cellular component (GO): U2-type spliceosomal complex
Molecular function (GO): RNA binding
Source: RefSeq, a predicted model, not a curated record